UGGAUGAGACAGCCCAUGUCGAUUUUUCCAGAAAGUCCCAGAAAGCUAUUCAACAUUGCGUAUUGGUGACUCAACGAAAAUGUAAAUAUAACCUUGAGUGCCAGGAUAAAAAGGUCCAGGACUGCUGCGCGAAGCGGAGAUCAACAAGGGCAGGGACAGAUCUCUGUGCAAGAUUGAGAAUUUCUGAGUCCCAUUGUGGGAGAAAUGAAAAACAUGUUCACAGUAUGGCUUGUUCUUCUGCUUGCUGCAAGUGGAAGCUUGCAACAGGUUCCACCAGAGAAACUCCACAAACUGUCAAUAGAGGGACAAAAAUAUCUCAAUAAACAGAUUGAAAAUGCUAUCAAUGGUGCAAAGGUUAUGAAAUCUAUUGCGGAUAAAAGUGAGCAACAACAUCAGGAGUAUUUACGACGUUUGGAACAAACCAGCAAACAAAAGGAGGAUGCGCUGGUAGCUGCUAAAGAUGCUCAGAAAAAGCUGACUAAUGCUGAGCAAUGUCAGUCUAAGGAGGCUCUAUGGGAAGAGUGUAAGCCAUGCUUGAAGCAAACGUGCACUCAAUUUUACUCGAGAAUUUGCCGAAGAGGCUUUGGUGUGGUUGAGAAAGACGUAGAAAGGUUCUUUAAUGAAACACCACUGGUUUCUGUAUGGGUCAAUGGAGAUAAAUUUGACUCCCUGGUUGAAAAGAAUGCAGAGCAGGGUCAACAAUUCGAACACGUUGAAAGACAGUACGAAGACAUCGAUGAACUGUUCAGAGAAAGCAUGAGGGCCUUUGAUGGAACAGACAGAUUGCUUGAUCGCCCCUUCAGCAACUUCAGAAUUUUCCCAAGGCAUUUCUCGUUAUUCCCAGAUUCAUCCUUUUCCCCCUUUAAGCCUUCCCUGUUUGAUAGCCAUGGGAUGCUUUCCUCUUUCUUCGAAAUGACUCAGCGGAUGUUUGAGAGAUUCCACAAAAUUAUGCACGAUGCUGAAUUAAGUAAAGGAAUGUUUCACAAUAUAGGUAAGAAAUAUAAAUGGGAAGACAAGUGUUGAGGAUGACAGAGUCUGUGGAGAGGUGUGGACAGGUUAAUUUGGUGGCAAAUGCAUAGCAGAUGAAAUACAGUGUUGGGAAAUAAGAGGUUAUGUACUUUGGCAGGAUGCAUAGACCUCGUUCCAUCUUAAAUAUAGAGCAGGAGAAGCAAUGUAAAAAUACUAAAAAUUGAAGAAAUCAGGCAAGUAUCAAAAACAUUUUAAACAGAAUAUUUAAUGUUUGGAGAGUGCCAUUUUGGAAGGGGA
This is a messenger RNA of Rhincodon typus (whale shark), 1266 nucleotides long. RefSeq names its product clusterin (gene clu). Bases 205 to 1023 code for a protein of 272 amino acids. The record is from RefSeq and is a predicted model, not a curated record. The transcript is spliced from 5 exons. Lineage: Eukaryota; Metazoa; Chordata; Chondrichthyes; Orectolobiformes; Rhincodontidae.